Messenger RNA from Cladophialophora yegresii CBS 114405, 1119 nucleotides. RefSeq lists its product as uncharacterized. Lineage: Eukaryota; Fungi; Ascomycota; Eurotiomycetes; Chaetothyriales; Herpotrichiellaceae. The record is from RefSeq and is a predicted model, not a curated record. The transcript has a single exon. Bases 1 to 1119 code for a protein of 372 amino acids. Gene Ontology annotation, molecular function: oxidoreductase activity.
AUGGCUAACACCGAUAUACCAAAGACAAUGUGGGCGCAGGUGCUGGAGCAAUACGAAUCGCCAUAUCGACUUCAAGAGCUCCCAAUGCCCACCGUGGACGAUCCGAACGACAUUCUCAUCAAAGUGGAUGCUGCAUCCUAUUGCCACACCGAUGCCGUGCUCGCUUCCGGAAAGAUGCACCCGCCGCCACUUCCACAUAUCGGCUGCCACGAGUUCGCCGGUACCGUCGUCUCCGUGUCGGAUCGAUCCCAUGGCCUGAAGGUAGGCGACAGAGUAGCUGUUCCAGGUCGAGGGUAUCACGUAUGCGGCAAAUGUCUCGAGUGUCAGAAUCCAUCAGGGCCUGUGCCAGACGAUCCUGGGUAUUCGGUCUAUUGCGCCAAUACUGGAGGCGGACUCGGAGUCGGCGACAGGGCUGGAGGAUUCCGGGAGUACGCUGUUGUUGACUCGCGACAAGUGGCCAUCAUUCCUGAUGGUAUGGCAGCAGUCGAAGCUGCGCCAUUGAUGUGCGCCGGCCUCACCAUCUACGCCGCAUUGAGGAAAUGUGAACUUGGACCUGGACGGCGGGUCGGAAUCAUGGGAUGUGGAGGAGGGUUGGGUCACCUCGGAUUGCAAUUCGCGACGAAAAUGGGCCUGAGAACCACCGGCGUUGACGUGACGCCUCAGGCGCUCGAACUUGCGAGGACCCUACAGACUGGUGCUACGAUCGUUGACGCUUCAGCUGAAAGCGCAGAGGAUGUGAAGCGGGGCAUGGGGAAGGAAGAUGGAGGAGCAAGUCUGGCUGAGAUGGGCUUGGAUGCUGUGAUCAUCCUUCCAGAUAGCCAGAAAGCCUGGGACUACGGGAUGGGACUCUUGAAGGAUGGCGGGCUCCUCGUCUUGGUCUCUUUCCCGCCCGAGGGUUUCCACGUUUCAGCCGAUGACCUCGUCUUCCGCCGCAUUCGCAUUAUUGGAAGCCUAAUCGGGUCAAACAAAGCGAUGAAUGAGAUGUUCGAAUUCGUUGUCAGGAACGACGUCAAGGCAAGGAUCAGGACUUAUCCCUUUGCGAAGCUCAAUGAACUGGUGGAUGACUAUCACGCGGGUGCUGGUGGCAAGCUGGUGGUCGACAUGUCUUUGAAGCAGUGA